Drosophila navojoa is the source of this 934-nucleotide messenger RNA. It is a transcript of the gene qkr54B, whose product is annotated as KH RNA binding domain containing protein quaking related 54B. Lineage: Eukaryota; Metazoa; Arthropoda; Insecta; Diptera; Drosophilidae. Gene Ontology annotation, biological process: regulation of alternative mRNA splicing, via spliceosome. The record is from RefSeq and is a predicted model, not a curated record. Gene Ontology annotation, cellular component: nucleus. Gene Ontology annotation, molecular function: mRNA binding.
AAAAGGGCAACAGCAAUGGCAGCCACAAGAAGCAGAAGCAGCAACAACAGACACAACAACAUAUUCCACAACAAUUGUUGACAGUGCAACAUGAACAACAGCAACAACAACAUUCACUACAAAAUUUCCCACCGCACAACAGUUACAACAAAAACAACAACAAUAACAACAAUCAUUUAAAUAGGAAUAAUAAAAUCAGUUCCAACGAUGUGAAUAUUAAAUCAGAUUCUAUAUCUGCGAAUGUGAUGUAUGGCCAAAUGAGUGCUGCAGUUGCCGGCAAACGCACCAUCCACAGCAACAGCCAGAAUAACAUGAACAGCCAAAACAACAACAACAACAACAACAACAUUCACACAUUAGGCAGCAAAAACAAGAACAACAUGCAACAUACCCAAAACAACACAACAACUUUAACUGCGUCCAGUAUGCUAUUAGUAAGCCCUUCCAUUCCUUCGCUUCAUAUUCGUGAGAUUCCGUUCUUGCCAGUGCAGUUUCUCUAAACCACAUUGAACCACUAAACAGAUACAAUAACAAAAUACAGUUAAACAAUAACAACAAGAAACAAGCAACCACAACAAAUCGAGAGCAACAUCACAAAUACUUUGUACACUAAAUGGAAAGAAUAUUUACAAACGAAACCUCUAAUAUAUAUACAUACUUAUAUAUACAUACGUGUAUAUACUAGAUACAAACAUAUACAAUAUAUAUAUUAAAAUAAUUAAUAUAAUAUAUAUGUAAUAUAUAUAUUUUUUUGAGUGCAAGGAAACCGUUGGAUGAUAAUACAGCUGGAUCAACAAAUUGAUAUUUUAACCUUGUGUUGGCUGAUGGACGAUGAACGACAGACAAUUUAUGCCAAGGAUAUAUUGUCCGGUUUUUUAAUCUAUAUUUACACGAAGAGCAAAACAUCUUUAAGAUAUUCGUAAUAAAAGUGCGU